Messenger RNA from Cottoperca gobio, 1372 nucleotides. It is a transcript of the gene bricd5, whose product is annotated as BRICHOS domain containing 5. The transcript has 5 exons. The record is from RefSeq and is a predicted model, not a curated record. Lineage: Eukaryota; Metazoa; Chordata; Actinopteri; Perciformes; Bovichtidae. The coding region runs from base 472 to 1179 and encodes 235 amino acids.
AGUCCUGUGCUUAAAGUCACCUUGGGCUGUCAUCGGCUGGAUGCUGCGCGUAUCUCCUCUCGCCCGAUGAGAGAGGCUUUCCAAGCUGCACCUGCCUCACCCCUUUGUCCAUUGUCUGGGCCGGGGAGGGCGGCCAACUCCUCUCGUGUAAGUGUGUGUCUGAGUGAGGGGGGACGGGAUGGAUGAUGUUAGAGAGGCAUAUUAAGUCAUAUUAGAUAUUUAAAAAAAAAAGGAAAUUGCAGGAAGACUCAAAAUUGAAUUUGUGUAAUUCAGAGUUGUGUGUGUGUGAAGUGGGUGACUGUUUUUCGGAGGGAGACAGUGAAGGAGGAGGAGGAGGAGGAAGAAGGGGGGAGGUCUGCAGGGACAAAGAGAAGCUGGCCAGGUGUCUUGAGUCCCAGUCAUGACCACAGCUCCAUGCCGGUAGCUACGAGAAGGGAGCAGACGGAGUGAGGAGCCGUCAAGGGACACAGGAUGGUGAGGUGUUGGAAACAUUCAGAAGACUGUUUGGAGGAAGCACAGUGCACGGAUGGCUCUGCUGCGUCCUCCCAGUCCCACUUCCCACACAAGGCCUUCUGGGUCAGCCUCUCGGCCGGCCUGCUCCUGGUCAUCGUUGCCCUCGGCUUGACGGGGCACCUGGGGCUGUCGCAGCCUCGCUCUGAGUCGAUACAGAUCGUCCGAAUCACGGUUCCCGAUCAAACCGGAGUUCUGAUCGACCAGUCGGCCGUCGUGGACCAGCAGAAUGACCUGGUGACCUUCUCUGUGACCUCACCCGCCAAUCAGACGUCCACUGUGCUCUUUGACAUCAAACAUGGUUUGAUAUGCUACAAACCUGUUGACCAGGAGAGCUGCUUCCUGCGAAAGAUGGAGAAGUCCGACUAUGACAACGUGCACUCCCUCCUGCACGAGUCCUCACAGAAGGCCCGGGGAAACAGAGGCUCGUCUACUUCUGCAUCGACAUCUGCUUCCCCAGCAACAUCUGCGUGUCCGUGUGCUUCUACUACCUGCCGGAGUGACCGUGUAUCCUCUUCCUCUCCUCCCAGCGACAGAUCAGGGAAACAAAGUUGUCUUUUUAGUUCCCUCUGCAAGAAACCCCCCCCCCCACCUCCACCCCCACCCCCGAGAACAAAAGCCAGCUUUGACUGUUUCCUUUGUGCCACACAGACACCAGUGAAGCAGUGACGCAGCUCAAUGGAGCGUUUCCAUCCUUCCGAGAGAGAAGAGAUGGAGACAGGCUGUCAUGGUUAUCUCCAAAGCCCCGUCGUCACUCUCUUCAUGUGUAAUACUCUCUGGUGGGACACUUCCUGUAACCCACUGCUGCAGUAUAAUCAUGUGGAAGCGUUCCAGUCUCAAUGUUGUGAUCUGUCCAAUAAAA